AUGCAUUACACUGAGGGUUGUCAUUCAAUAAGUGUGGAUUCUGAUUCUUUGUUCUCGUCUGCUUGCUGGACGUUGAACAUGGAAGUGCGGGGAAAGAAAUCAGUGUUGGGUUCCAUCUCAGAUGCAGACUCUGGAUGCGCUCUGGAGGAAUACACCUGGGUUCCUCCUGGACUGAGGCCUGACCAGGUCCAGCUGUACUUUUCUUGCCUACCAGAGGAGAAGGUGCCCUAUGUUAACAGCUCUGGAGAGAAAUACAGGAUUAGACAACUGCACUAUCAGCUCCCACGUCAUGAUGAGAUUCGCUACAGUGAGUCGUUUAGUGCAGAGGAGAGGAGGGAGGUGUACAUGUUUAGCAUGCAGAGGAAGAAAGAGGCUCUGGAUAGAGGAACUCCUAAACUUUUGCCUAGAGCCCUGCACAACACCAGCUGUGAACAUUGUAAAGAGAAAAUCCCUGGAGGUGACAUGGCAGUGUUUGCAUCAAGAGCUGGCUCUGGGCAUUGCUGGCACCCUGCAUGCUUCUGUUGCUCUACGUGCAAUGAGCUUCUGGUUGACCUUAUAUACUUCUUUCACAAUGGAAGGAUCUACUGUGGAAGGCAUCACGCUGAGCUUCUUAAGCCAAGAUGUUCGGCUUGUGAUGAGAUAAUCUUUGCAGAUGAGUGCACAGAGGCUGAAGGUCACCACUGGCACAUAAAUCACUUCUCUUGUUUUGAGUGUGAGACAGUUUUGGGAGGACUGAGAUAUAUAAUGAAGGACGGCCAUGCUUUUUGCUGUGGAUGCUUUGAGUCUCUAUAUUCAGAAUACUGUGAGGCUUGUGGGGAAAGCAUUGGAGUAGACAGUGCUCAGAUGACAUACGAGGGCAUGCACUGGCAUGCCACUGACAAAUGCUUCUGCUGUGCUCAUUGCAAGACUUCUCUUCUUGGUUGCCCUUUCCUUCCAAAGGGAAAACAAAUAUACUGCUCUAAAUCCUGCAGCCUUGGUGAGGACAUCCAUGCCUCAGACUCUGCUGAUUCUGCCUUUCAGUCUGUUAGGUCACGAAAGUCCCAGCGGGUUGUGCCGAUAGGUAAAAGUAGCCGGCCUACAGCACAGUGCAAGCGUUUAAUGGCAACAGGCAGCCAAAGCUUAAAGCUUUAUGAAGACAGCAAAAAGAUAAUGUGUCCUCAGCUAGAGCACCUUAACUUUGCAGAUAAUCUUUACUGGAGAGAUGAGCAGGACUUAGCUGGAGACAGUUCAGUAGAGUGGGCUGAGCAUGAGGACUAUAUGACUCAACUUCUUCUGAAAUUUAGCAACCACAGAGUUGCCCAGCAAGAAGAAGACACCAGGCUGAAUAAGCAAUUGAUUCUGACAGACUCCAUUAAAAUAAAUCAAGCCAUGACAAUGAGUGGGCAAAAUUUAGCUAGUAAACAUCAUACAGAUUUAUACUGGACUCAGGAGUCUCAGGAUGGCUUCGGAGACUCUGCCUAUGGGAGCCAUCCAGGGCCAGCCAGUGCCAGAAAGAUGCAGGAACUGGAUUCAGACCAUGGAACAGAGGCUAACUUUUGGGCAAAGCAACCUAGGCAAUGUCUUGAUGACUCCUUGAAAUUUAUCACAGAUGACCUGAAAAUGGCUGAACAGAAUAUACUCAGAUCUACAGAUUUAUUAUCUCCCUCAAAUGUCACUGGAGCCAUAUCCAACAGAGACAGCAACGAUGAACAGAUGACCUAUUCACAUCAGUGCUUACAUCAGCUGGACGAGGAGGAUGAGUGGGAUAAAAUGAGCAAUAUGGGCACAUUAAACUCCUCUAUGUUACACAGGAGUGCCCACUCUUUGAGAAGCCUAAACUCACUGUUGGACAAUGUAGAAGUAGUAGGAGAUGGGGAAGAGGAAAUAGAGACAAGUCUGCCUUUACAUCUCUCAGGACUAAGAGGGACCAAGUCCCAAAUUCAACAGGUGGAUUUUUCUGACAGUGGGUAUUAUGGGAAAUUUAUUAAUAAAACGAGGCCAUCCCAAAUGAGAGAAAGAUCACACAAACAGAUCCACCACAUGGAGGAGAGUAAAAUUCAGCUUAAAAAUCACAAACACAAUCAAGGUAAGAAAACGUUUUCUGAAAAUGCCCUUCAACAGCCUGCUGAAUCUAAACCUACUCAGAAUAUUCCAAAGACCAGAAAAGGGAUUCUCCUUAACCGGCCUAUACAACAAAUUCUGCAUAACUAUGACCUACCAGCAGUGGAUCACUUUAAUGACUUUUAUGAUGAUGAUGACAUUGAUUGGUAUUCUACAUGUUCUUCCUCAUCCUCAGAUUCUGAGGAAGAAGGAUUCUUUUUAGGUAAGCCCAUACCCAAACCCAGGUCUCAAAGUUUACGUUAUAACACAGAAGACUGCCAAAACCGUGCAACAAAAUCACAGAUCAAAUCUAAAAAAAGAAGUCACAAGGGCAAGAAAUGUAUAAUUUCCUAACCAGUCCAAGACAUUGUGUUUGUAACUAAACCAUAAACAUGCAAGUCAUUAAAAAAGAGUAAUUCCUGUCGAUAUUAUUUCUGCAUUGUGCUACACAGCGUCUCUGCUUUUUGUUGAGGUUUGAAUGUAUACUCUUCAACAUGUACUGUAUAUAUUUGCAUAUGUUUUUUCAUUCAAAGCAAUGUAAAACUGAUACAUGUGGUGGUGGGGUGACUGUGGAGGUCUCCUUAAUGCUUCAGAUUAAUAUUCCAGGACUGACUGCUAAGCCACAAGCCACUACUGUGUAAUAUGCUUUAAUACUCUUUAGUUGAACUGACCUGAUGUUGUGGUAUAACAUUGAACAUGAACCAAUGUGUAGCAAUAGCACUAACAGAAAAUAAGUAAUAUUUAAUAUAAUAAACAUGUAUAUUUGUUAAAUUAAGACAGAAUAAAGAUCAUUUUAGUUUUAUAACGUCACUUUUUCCAAUUCUAUUUAUACACUUACAUUCAGUGUUUUGCUAUUAACAAGGGUUUUUGUAGGGUUUUGUAGAUGAAAAACACUCUUAAUUUGUCAUGUGUAUAGUAGCCCUGUUCUAGCAUGGUGCCUUGUGUCUAUAAAAAUCUAUUUGGGCUCCUGUCUUAAGGAAAUAAAGUUUUUUUUUCAUUUCUUGUACUUUGAUUGUAUCCAGAGGUUUUUAAACAUGCACAUUUACCCUGUCUCCGGUUAAUCAAAUUAAUAUUUGAUUUGA
Messenger RNA from Trichomycterus rosablanca, 3161 nucleotides. It is a transcript of the gene prickle1b, whose product is annotated as prickle homolog 1b. Gene Ontology annotation, molecular function: zinc ion binding. The record is from RefSeq and is a predicted model, not a curated record. The transcript has 8 exons. The coding region runs from base 1 to 2433 and encodes 810 amino acids. NCBI's taxonomy places the organism in Eukaryota, Metazoa, Chordata, Actinopteri, Siluriformes, Trichomycteridae.